CAGUUGCUCAGAGCUGGAACUGCUGCUAAUCUUGUGGCUCUUUUUGCUGUCAUCACUGUCACAUAUCAGCUGAAUCUUGAGGUGUCAUGGCCGACAAGAAGUUGAUGGAAGUGCGCACACAGUUUGUAGAAAGUAUUAACAAGCCUGUCAUCAGCCAGCUCCUGGAUGAUCUGCUCAGUGAGAAGGUCCUGAACGAUGAAGAGGUGGACGAAGUGAAGGAGAACGCUAAGAAGCGGAGCCAAGCAAGAUUAUUGAUUGAUCAUGUACGGAGUAAGGGGCCUGAAGCUAGCCGCUUCUUGAUUAUCUUCCUCCAGGCCCGUGAUGCUUUCUUAGCUGAAAAACUGGGUCUCCAAAACUUUCUGUCAGUUUGCCAGUCAACAGAAGGCAAUAUCUCAAAGGAAGAAGUCCCAUCCCUGGAAUCCAGAAAUGGGAUCAUGCUUUGUCCUCUGAACUUGUUUCAGAAGAUACAGGCUAGUGAAGGCAAAGAGAUCUAUCCUAUCAAGGAUCCCAGGACUCGUAUGCGCUUGGCCUUGAUUAUCUGCAAUAUCAAAUUUGAUCACUUACCAGAUAGAGAAGGGGCUGACGUAGACCUGGAACAGAUGAAGCUUCUCUUGGAAGGUCUAGGAUACAACGUGGACGUAAAGACCAACUUAAACUCACAGGAUAUGACCACUUGCUUGGAGAAUUUUGCAGCUCGGGAGGAGCACAAAGCUUCAGAUGGGAUGUUUGUGGUACUCAUGUCUCAUGGCUUCCAGGGCAGCCUUUGUGGAGUCCAUUCAAAAGGCAGACAGUGUGACAGCUUCUCCAUCAAUACUAUCUUCUCCACCUUCAACAACAAGAAUUGCCCGGCUUUGAGGGGAAAGCCCAAGGUGGUCAUUAUCCAAGCAUGUCGUGGUGAGGAACGAGGAUAUAUAUACGUGGAAGACUCAGCUACAUCUGCUCCUACCUACGUCAACUCUGUUUCAUGGUCUCCUAUGCAAUUGCAAACUGAUGCCAUUCAGAAAGUGCAUGUGGAAAGUGACUUCAUCUGCCUAUAUUCCACCACCCUCGAUCAUUUAUCCUGGAGAAGCCCUACAACUGGAUCAGUCUUCAUCAACCAGCUAAUAGAUAAUAUCAAGAAGCAUGCCUGGAAUUGCAAUUUGGAAGAGGUCUUCCGGAAGGUGCUGCAGCACUUUACAAGCAACCCAUGUCAGAUGCCCUCAAAAGAUAGAACCACCUUGACUAAAAAGUUCUACCUCUUCCCAGGACAUUGAAGACAGCAGGAGUAGAAAAUUCACAAGCCAUAUGCAGGCUCCCCCAUUCCCCAAGUAAUGCAUUUGAGAAAUUUCUGAACAUGAGCAGAACAACUUUCUGCUGCAUUUUGAAGAAAAAGAAAUUUGUCACUGGAAAGAUUGUCAAAAAUAUACAGAGCAACUUCAAAUAUACUGUGUGUUGGAAAUGUGAACAACAAGGAGGACUUUUUAUCAUCUUUGGUGGA
This is a messenger RNA of Python bivittatus (Burmese python), 1477 nucleotides long. RefSeq names its product caspase-1-like. NCBI's taxonomy places the organism in Eukaryota, Metazoa, Chordata, Lepidosauria, Squamata, Pythonidae. Gene Ontology annotation, molecular function: cysteine-type endopeptidase activity. Gene Ontology annotation, biological process: proteolysis; regulation of apoptotic process; regulation of inflammatory response. Gene Ontology annotation, cellular component: IPAF inflammasome complex; NLRP3 inflammasome complex; AIM2 inflammasome complex. The record is from RefSeq and is a predicted model, not a curated record.